AUGUUGGAUACUUUUGAGAUCCUCACCACUUCUGGAGUGGUACUCUGGUCGAAACAAUUUUCCCCCGUCAGCCCUGCGGUUAUUAACAGCCUUAUCACGAAUGUCUUCAUUGAAGAACGAACCUUACCCGGUGCCGGAGUUGCAGAUGAUAUUUCUGCUGCGAAUAAUCCUCCUUUCAAACAUGAUCAGCAUACUUUGAAAUGGACGACAUGCAAAGAGUUAGGCUUAAUAUUUGUGGUUGUGUACAGGUCAUUGCUACAUCUGUCGUGGAUUGACAAAUUGGUAGAUAAUGUCAAAACGAUUUUCGUGGACUUAUAUGGUGAUCAAUUGAGAAAACCACACACAACUGUUGUCGAAUGUCCUUUCGAUGAAUAUUUCGACCAACAAGUGCGGGAGUUGGAGAAGAGUGCUUUGAAUCAGGAUGCUAGAGUUGCAGAGGCUUCUGCAUUCGAAGAGUCGAUUCCUUUGAUUUCUACGACCUCGGACAAUGAGCCUCCGCCAAUGCCUGGAUUACCCUCGAGAGGACAAUCAAAGAAUAGUGUCACAGAUAUCCCUUCCCCCGACUCGACUCCUCUCGGAACACCUAAUUCACGACCGAGUACACCUGCGAGCCACAUAUUGAGCGCGAAAGCAGGACCGGGUGGAAAGGUUUCUCGAAGAGCUAGAAAGGCAGCCCAGACCCCUACGUAUGCUUCAUCCGGCGACGAAUCCCACAGAAAGGGUAGAAGUGUAAAAACCGGACCAAAGAAGGGAAGGAAGUGGGAUGCAGACGGAAUGGCAGAUGAGGAUAGUCGCCCGGGUGCUGUGGAGGGAGUUGAACAAACCUCAUGGGGUUCAAAAACUGGAAAGGGGCAGUUCGUAUUGAAGGAUCUUGAAGACGAAGUCCAUUCGAUUUUAGAUUCCGCGAAUGCGAAGAAGGCGGAGUCUAGCGCCCCAGCAGCUGGCCUAGUAGGAUCUAGUUUCAGUGCUAUUGGAGGAUUAUUUAGAAAUGUAGUUGGAGGAAAGACUUUGACUAAGGAAGAUUUGGACAAAGCCAUGAAGGGAAUGGAGGAUCAUUUAUUACGAAAGAACGUCGCAAGAGAAGCCGCGAUGAGAUUAUGCGAGGGUGUAGAACGGGAAUUAAUAGGAGUGAAGACUGGAAAUUUUGAGAGUGUUCAAACAAGAAUCGCAACAGCCAUGGAGGCAUCACUAAGAAAAAUUCUGACUCCUACCUCAUCCCUUGAUCUCCUUCGAGAAAUCGAUUCUAUUGUCUCACCUCCAGCUUUGUCGUUAAAGAAAAAGAGGCCGUAUGUCAUGUCCAUUGUCGGAGUAAAUGGUGUUGGUAAAUCCACAAAUCUUUCCAAGAUCUGUUAUUUUCUUCUACAAAACAAGUACAAAGUCCUCGUUGUAGCUUGCGACACCUUCAGAUCCGGAGCCGUCGAACAAUUAGCCGUUCACGUACGAAAUCUGAAAGAACUUACCACCAGAGAAGGUGGCCAAGUAGAGCUGUAUCAAAAAGGCUACGGAAAAGACGCCGCUAACGUAGCCAAAGACUCCGUCUCCUUCGCUGCUCAAGAAGGCUACGAUGUAGUUCUAAUCGACACAGCCGGACGACGUCACAAUGAUCAACGACUCAUGUCCUCGCUUGAAAAAUUCGCUAAAUUCGCUCAACCGGAUAAAAUCCUCAUGGUAGGCGAAGCACUCGUUGGCACAGAUUCAGUCGCGCAAGCAAGAAACUUUAAUGCAGCGUUUGGCCAGGGCAGAUCUCUAGACGGGUUCAUUAUCAGUAAAUGUGAUACCGUGGGGGAUAUGGUGGGCACCCUGGUUAGCAUGGUCCAUGCUACAAAUGUACCGGUGCUGUUUGUGGGCGUAGGUCAACAUUAUAGUGAUUUGAGGAAUUUGAGCGUCAAAUGGGCGGUGGAAAAAUUGAUGGCCGGGAAUUGA
This is a messenger RNA of Botrytis fragariae, 1923 nucleotides long. Its product is annotated as putative signal sequence receptor alpha subunit protein. The record is from RefSeq and is a predicted model, not a curated record. Gene Ontology annotation, molecular function: GTPase activity; GTP binding; signal recognition particle binding. Gene Ontology annotation, biological process: SRP-dependent cotranslational protein targeting to membrane. Gene Ontology annotation, cellular component: signal recognition particle receptor complex; endoplasmic reticulum membrane. Lineage: Eukaryota; Fungi; Ascomycota; Leotiomycetes; Helotiales; Sclerotiniaceae. The transcript has 5 exons. The coding region runs from base 1 to 1923 and encodes 640 amino acids.